AUGAUGAGCCGUAACCCAGCUGCCGGUUUGGAAAACACGCUUUUCCAACUCAAGUUCACAUCCAAGCAGCUCAACAAGCAAGCGCAGAAGGCUGCGAGAGAGGAGAAGCAGGAGGCCAACAAACUGAAGAAGGCGUUGAACGAAAGCGAGGAGAUCGCACGGUUGUACGCGUCGAACUCGGUGCGCAAGCGCAACGAGCGCCUGCAGCUGCUGAAGCUGGCCUCGCGAGUCGACUCGGUCGCGUCGCGUGUGCAGACCGCCGUGACCAUGCGGCAGGUCUCCGGAAGCAUGGCGCAGGUCUGCCGCGGCAUGGACAAGGCGCUGCAGAGCAUGAACCUGCAGCAGAUAACCAUGAUUAUGGACAAGUUCGAGCAGCAGUUCGAGGACCUGGACGCCAGCGUUAACGUGUACGAAGACAUGGGUGCCAACACGGACGCCGUGGUGGUCGACAACGACCGGGUGGACGAGCUGCUCAGCAAGGUUGCGGACGAGAACGGGCUUGAGUUAAAGCAGUCCGCUGCGCUGAAAGACGUUGCGGAGGUUUCCCCCGCCACGGAGAGCGCCGCCGACGAGAAAGAACAGCGACUGGCCCAGCGCCUCAAGGCCCUGCGAGGAUAG
Messenger RNA from Lachancea thermotolerans CBS 6340, 618 nucleotides. It is a transcript of the gene DID2, whose product is annotated as Did2p. Gene Ontology annotation, biological process: protein transport; late endosome to vacuole transport; endosome transport via multivesicular body sorting pathway. Bases 1 to 618 code for a protein of 205 amino acids. Lineage: Eukaryota; Fungi; Ascomycota; Saccharomycetes; Saccharomycetales; Saccharomycetaceae. Gene Ontology annotation, cellular component: ESCRT III complex; multivesicular body. The record is from RefSeq and is a predicted model, not a curated record. The transcript has a single exon.